Apis florea (little honeybee) is the source of this 4210-nucleotide messenger RNA. RefSeq names its product protein Skeletor. NCBI's taxonomy places the organism in Eukaryota, Metazoa, Arthropoda, Insecta, Hymenoptera, Apidae. The record is from RefSeq and is a predicted model, not a curated record.
AUGUCGCAUCAUGCACAAUUUUCUUGUUGCAUGGCUCAACAAUCAGUUACAGCUCAUUUAAUGCGCGAGUACAUUGUUCAGUGUUAAUCCUAUAAGUUUUUUGUAUCAAUGAAAUGUUUUUGGAACAAAAAAGAAGAUCAAAAGUAAGUGCGCGCGUGUGGUUCGUGUGUGUACAUACAUGUGCCAUCAUCCGCCGCGUGAGCGAUAAGCGGGAGAGAAGAGGACCCGGGCCAACAGAAGCCGGAACCAAAAAAUGGAUGCGACGUCACUGCGACUCAUUUCCGGACUGCUUUUGUUCGCCUAUACCGCCUCACACUUCAGCCACGCCAACAAUGGACCCAAUUACUACGGAAAAUUUAUCGGAAAACUGAAGAACUACGCGCAUGGAAUCAAAGGGGACGUAUACGCGGUGGACGACACGACGAUAUUCAUAAAAGGAUUCUGCUACGAUGGGACCGGACCGGACGCUUAUUUCUGGGUUGGGAACACUUCGACGCCCACGCCACAGGGAUACAUCGUCCCGUAUCCGGAAAUGGAGAAGAUCAGGGACCCGGUGGUGCUCCAAUCGUACAACUACACAGACAUCAUUCUGAAGCUGCCCGAUGGGAAACGGAUACGGGACAUCAAAUGGCUGAGCGUUUGGUGUCGUCGAUUUACAGUGAACUUCGGCGACGUGUUCAUCCCGGCAAAUUUAAAAGUGCCGAAGGCAAGGGUGCUGCCAGAAUUCUCGAGGCUGGCCCACGGUCUCCGUAGCGGGAACAUCACCAUUCUAGAUAGCAAAACUUUUUACAUUCCGAAUCUGCAUUACGAUGGUGCCGGGCCGGACGCCUACUUCUGGGUCGGGAACGGGUCAGAGCCUACCACGUUUGGUAUCAAAGUGCCAAACGAGAGGAAAAGUUUGGCACCGUUGAAGGGCUAUCAAGGAGAGGACAUCGAAAUCGUUUUGCCGGGCAACUUGACGGUGCACGACAUCGACUGGUUGUCGGUAUGGUGCGUGCAAUACAAGCACAACUUCGGGCAUGUACUGAUACCCAAGGACCUCGAUGUUCCGCCUGCUCUUGGACAGACCAAAAUUACGCCGCCUUGGUGGUACGAUCCUACAAGCAGUACACCAUCACCGCCCCUGUCCAAACACGAGCUGACCAAUUGCAAGGAAAUGCUGGAGGGCCGUGUACAAGUGCAAUGGGAGAUGAUAGGGGACGACAUUCAGAUCAGAGUGUCUGGCCGGAUCAGGGAGGACCAGUACGUUGCGUUCGGUUUAUCAGGCCGAGAGGGAAAGUCAGAAAUGAUCGGUGGCGAUGUGGUGGUGGUCGCUUACAACAACAGGACCGAUAAAUUCAUCGCCGAGGACUAUUAUAUGUCGGAUUACGCGCAGUGUGACGGGAGGAAGGGCGUGUGUCCGGACGAAAGGAUUGGAGGGAAGAACGACGCUGUUCUUGUGCAUGGAGAACGAAAGAACGGAGUGACGACAGUUACUUAUAUGAGACCGAUGAGCACGAACGAGCCAGUGAAGGACAGAAUGAUCCCAAAUACAGAAACGAGCGUGAUCGCUGCAAUAGGACCUCUGAAUUUGAGAGGAGAAGCCAAUGCUCAUCAAAGCUUCGACAAGACGACCGAGGACAUCCGUAUUGAUUUUACGUCGAGAAAUGUGCACGAGUGUACAAAUUCCCUCUACAAUCUCCCGGACAUGUCUGACAUCAAACCCUGGCCCGUAGCCGUAAUCACCAACGAAACUAUGUUCAGUGCUAGGAUCGGGCCUGCCGGUGGGAAAAGGGGAUACACGAGAAUUACAGGACAACCUGCUUGGGGUAUCGCGUGGUACAUCAACGAUUUGCUCAUCCCAGAAAUCACGGUGGAAAGAGGACAGACGUACACGUUCAUAGUGGAGGGUGGGAACGAUCCAGCUAAUCCAGCCAGGUACCAUCCAUUUUACAUCACCAACAGUCCAGAGGGUGGAUUUGGUCAAAAAACUGAGGAUGAACAAAAGGCGCAAAAAGUGUUCGCAGGAGUAAAGUACGAGGAUGGAUAUCCUUAUCCAACUGCGGCUGGCCGCUAUUGCGAAUGGGUUCACAAGACGGUAGAUAUGAGUGCGGACAUGGAGACUUUUGAAAAUUUCUUCGAGACCCUUAGACUCGAGUGUGACAAGGGUGAACCUGCGAAACUUGUUUGGACCGUGACCGAAGAUACUCCAGAUUUAGUUUAUUAUCAGUGUUACACGCACAAUAACUUGGGCUGGAAAAUACACGUUGUCAACAGCGCACACACGGCCGUAUUGUCGAUAGUCACGACGACGUUUGUCGUUAGUAUGUUAAAAUUCAUAAGAUGAAUUAACCUUCAAAUAUCGUUUGGCGGGGAAUACGCGGGAACAUGUGCGAGGAUUAAAUUGAAACAAAAGAUGGAAAAGGAUAGGAAAUCGAGAGAAGAGAAUAAAAUUCGCGUAAAAUAAGGUGGUGAUAGAACAGAAAAACAAAAAAAAAAAAAACAAACAAAAAGCGAUUGUUAAAAAUCUGCUGAACACGAUACAAGGUUGUAAGAAAGUAUUUAGCUCGUAAGGUUUAAUCGUACGUAAAAGAUUAGCAAGAAUAUUUUUAAGAUCUAUCAGAUUCAAUAUUUCAUACUAUACUAUAUAUAUAUAUAUAUAUAUAUGUAUAUGUAUAUUUAUAUUUAUAUAUACAGAUACAUAUAAAUAUAUAUAUAUAUAUACAUAUAUAUUAUAUACAUAUACAUAAAUACAUAUUAACACGGCACUUGAGGAGAACGAGAUUCGAGGUGAUUUUUAACGUUUAAGAAUUUAAGAGACUACUUAGGAAAAAGGAGAGGAAGAAUAAUUUCUGACAAUAAUAAUAAUAAUAAUAAUAAUAAAAAAAUUCGGAAUCGGGGUAUAUAAACGUAAAUAAUUUCUGACAAUAACGGUGAACUUGUGUUAUUUAUCAUGGGAUGGGAUGGGAUAUAUAAUUUAUCAAAGAGAAUUUCUCGAUCGAUAUGAUCGAUAUAUAUAUAUAUAUAUAUAUCGGUGAUAAACGAAAGAACGGGGAAAGUAUCCGUGGUACAUGUACAAUGUAAAUUUUGCACAAAGCUAUAGUUGAGUAUAAUGUAACAUUAAAGAUCGAGUAGCACUUAAGAUAUACAUUUAUAAAUGCUGUCGACUUGACAAUAAUACGUAGGGUAGUGAACGAUGAAGGAAUCGCUGAAGAAUAAAAGAAAAAAAAAAUAAUAAAUAAAUAAGAUAAAACGAGAAAAUAUGUACAAGGUAUCGUCAGACAUUAUAUAACUUUAAGGGUGAUACAAUUACAAAACUAUCCCUUAUACGUGUAACAAUGCUAUAAUAUGUACAUAUACUAUAGAGUGGACCUUCCUAAAACGGGAUGAAAGUAUAAAAUGUGCCUUGGGUACAGAUAAUAAACUUCUCUAAUUACACGAAUUAGGAACCACUCGGACAAAUGAUGCCCUGUAAUACUUAGGAACUGGUUUCUUGCGCUUUAAAGUAAGUAAGUUCUUGAAGAAAGUAAAAAUAAUCCCAUUUUAUAAAAGUAAAUCAAAUAAGACAAUUAAUCUAAUUUGAAGAAGAUUUAAAAAAAAGACAAAGAGUAUUCAAAGAGACGUACAAAUCAAGAAUCGAGAGGGAUAAGAAAUCGUGCAACCAAGAAAUCAGAAAAAUACAUAAUCACUUUAGGAACUAGUAGAGAUUAGCAGAAAGAAAAAGAAAAAAAAAAAAGAAUAUAUCUCUUUCACUUUUUAAAUAUGAGUGUAAAAACUAUGCAAUAGUUCAGAUUCUAAGUAACAGGGUGUCCUCAAAAUUGCUAGCAGCGAACAAAAUUCUUUGCAAUUUCGAUUGCUUAUCGCACGAAGACCAGCCUGUAUUUAAUUACAUAUGCAUACCUAACAUAAACAUUAUAUAUAUACAUACAUAUAUAUAUAUAUACAUAUAUUAAACAUACAUACAUUACACGAGGUACUAUGCAUAACAUGAUGAAACAAAAUUCGAAAAUUUACAUCGUUUUAGCUGCCAACGUUGUUCAAUUUGUAUUCGUAAUUUGUAAGCGAUAACCACUUGAUAGUUGGAUAAAGAUCUAGCAUUAUUUAUACCGUUUCCCUCUCCUUUCGACAAGAUCGAUUCCUCUUCUUCAUACAAUUCGUGAAAGGAAGCGACGAAUACAUUGGACAUCGUUGCCCCAGCUUUUACGUGAGAUGCGUACGAAGAAAGGAAAAG